Messenger RNA from Cryptomeria japonica (Japanese cedar), 426 nucleotides. RefSeq lists its product as uncharacterized. The transcript has a single exon. The coding region runs from base 1 to 426 and encodes 141 amino acids. The record is from RefSeq and is a predicted model, not a curated record. Lineage: Eukaryota; Viridiplantae; Streptophyta; Pinopsida; Cupressales; Cupressaceae.
AUGGAGUUCAUGGUGCCAAGUCUCCGAAUUGCUGUUGAGAAUAAACUUGGUGAUAUGGAGAGCCUGAGGGAGCGCCUGUAUGCCCUAAACAAACUCGAUGAACGAAGGCUAAUGGCACAAUGGGUGACAGACGUGGCCCAGCAACGAAGGAAACAUUGGCAAGACCAACACAUUCCGCGGGCGAGGUUCACCCCGGGGCAGUUAGUCUUGAAAUAUAAUGGACAAAACGAAAUUAAACCGGGGAAAUUCAAAGUCCGAUGGUUAGGGCCCUUCCGGAUACGUGAGGUCAACACGAACGGGGCGAUAAAAUUAUGGACGCUGGACGGGAAGGAGAUAUUAGACGCAGUCAACGGGUCGAAACUGAAGGUCUAUCAUGAAUGGAGGGAACUGGGAACCCCCAGUCAGACAGCCGCGGCUAAAAAUUAG